UUUCACGUUUAUUUCCGGGGGUAGGGAGAAAAGCAGAGAUGAAAACGUGUGUUUUGUACUGCGCCUUCAGAUGUAAUAGGAAGUUCCAGAAACAGCGGGCAGCAUAUGCAAAAUAACAGUUUAUUUUCUUAUUGACAACUCUCGUGAAGUGAAAUAAUGUCCGUCAUAGCAGAGGAAAAUGUCCGUGGCGGUAGUGUUUUCAAAGAGAUCAGUGCUGAUGACGAAGACAAUCAACCCACCGAAAUCGAGAGUCUGUGCAUGAAUUGUUACCAAAAUGGAAUGACACGUAUUCUUCUUACGAAGAUUCCUUUCUUCAAAGAAAUUAUCAUCAGUUCUUUCACCUGCCCCAACUGCAGUUGGUCGAACACUGAAAUCCAGUCAGCUGGUCGCAUACAGGAUCAAGGCAUCACCUACACACUCAAUGUCAAGUCAAAACAGGAUAUGAAUCGAGAAGUUGUCAAAGCGGACAGUGCAACUACCAGAAUUCCUGAACUGGAUUUUGAAAUCCCCCCAUACACACAGAAGGGCUCGCUCUCUACCAUCGAAGGCCUCUUAGACCGUGCAGUUGCAGGGUUGGAGCAAGACCAGCCACUAAGAAAUGCAACUGCACCAGAAGUUGCUGUGAAAAUCAAUGAGUUCAUUGAUAAAUUGAAGAAGUUGAAAGAAGGUGAAAGUGGAUUCACACUGGUCAUUGAUGAUCCAUCUGGGAACAGUUUUGUGGAGAACCCCUUUGCGCCGCAGAAGGAUGAGGCUCUCUCGGUCAGCCACUACAAGAGAACUCCCCAACAGGACGCCCAGUUAGGAAUAAAGGCUGAAGACGAAGAGGAAAAGCCCAGUAAUGACAUUGACAGUAUGAGAAAUGAGGUGUUGACAUUUAAUACGAACUGUCCAGAGUGCAAUGCCCCAGCCUCGACAAACAUGAAGCUUGUCCAAAUCCCCCAUUUCAAAGAAGUCAUUAUCAUGGCAACAAACUGUGAUGACUGUGGACAUCGAACCAACGAAGUGAAAUCUGGUGGCGCCACAGAAGAGCUGGGCACGAAGAUAACCCUUCACCUCACUGACUUGUCUGACAUGUCCAGAGAUCUUCUCAAGUCGGAGACAUGUAGCAUCCUCAUACCUGAGCUGGAAUUUGAGUUGGGGAUGGCAGCUGUCGGCGGCAAAUUCACCACCUUGGAGGGACUCCUCAAAGACAUCAAAGAUCUGAUUGUUUCCAAAAAUCCAUUCACUUGUGGAGACAGCUCCACUUCAGAUCGAACAGAGAAACUGAAGCUUUUUGGCCAGAAGAUUGACAAGAUCAUGGCGGGAGACAUGGACGUUCACAUUGUUCUCGAUGACCCUGCAGGGAACAGCUAUCUCCAGAAUGUCUAUGCCCCUGACCCAGACCCAGAGAUGACAACUGAGAAGUACACCAGGACCUUUGAGCAGAACGAAGACCUUGGUCUGAAUGACAUGAAGACAGAGGGCUAUCAGGAGUAAGGACAUCUGCAGCAGAUGGGAUGAUCUUACAAAAACAACGCUUUCUAUGGAAAUUAAUUUGAGACAUUUGCCCUCACUGAAGUUCACAAGGAUAUGUGGUCCAGAUGUCUUGCAGUUUUGAUAUUUGAACACAAAAUGGUUGAAAAGUGAGCACUUAUUUAAAAGGAAGCAAUCAAUGUUUAUCAUUUGAUUAGAAAAGUGUCAUUUUUUUUCUGAGAUGCACAAACAUAAUUAACCAAUUUAAAUAUUUUGUGUAUUUGCAUAUGGUUGUUUGUGGUUCUGAUUCAGUUGAAUUGGCCUUUUUAAUGUAUCUUCAUGUGACAGGUUCAAUGGGAAUAAAUAAACUAGGAAUAGGCUGCUGUAUAAAAAUAAUUUGGGCUGCUUUGUUCCAUGUACAGUAUUAUGCGUUGUAUGAAUAUAUUACAUCUAUAACACAUGCAUAAAUGCCCACAGAUCUUCAAAGAACCAUUUAUAGAUUAAUUUCGAUGCGCUGUGUCCUUUGUUCAUGCGCUGCCUGAUGGAAAGUACCCGGAUUGUGAAAACAGAACAGACUGGUGAUGACGUUUGUGCGCGUGCCCUGUAUCAGUACAGAACAUUUAUUGAAAUAAACAAUUUCAGUCAAAUAGACAUUUGACUGACCUCAUGACA
Coregonus clupeaformis (lake whitefish) is the source of this 2124-nucleotide messenger RNA. Its product is annotated as zinc finger protein ZPR1. Gene Ontology annotation, molecular function: zinc ion binding. Gene Ontology annotation, cellular component: cytoplasm; nucleus. The transcript is spliced from 14 exons. Lineage: Eukaryota; Metazoa; Chordata; Actinopteri; Salmoniformes; Salmonidae. Bases 157 to 1476 code for a protein of 439 amino acids. The record is from RefSeq and is a predicted model, not a curated record.